AUGGCACUCACAGAUUUAUCCACUCUGCUUGCAGAAAUGAGCCCAACCUUGGGAGUUGAAGGUGAAGUCGUUUUUGCUACCUCCAAGAGCUUGUCGAUGAGACAAGCGGCCGAGUUGGAUCCAUGGAUGCUUUUUCGAGAAGAAGAGGGCUUGACCCUCAUCCUGCCGAAGGCAAUAGCUGAGAAACACGACCUUGUGCAUGAAGGCCCCUUCUGCCGCAUUACUCUGAUGGUCCAUUCCAGUCUUGAGGCGGUGGGACUCACAGCUGCGGUGGCCAAGGCCUUGAGCGAUGCAAACCUCAGUGCCAAUGUGGUUGCUGCAUUCCACCAUGACCACAUCUAUGUGCCGGCUCCGGAGGCCCCACGCGCUGUGGAGGUCCUGAAAAGCCUGGCAGAGAAAAGUCGCGCCGGCGCCUUGCGCCUCAAGGGCGCGCGUGCAGAUUUUUUGCUGGUUGUGGGAUAUGUGCCAGUGGAGCCCAGCAAUCAAGCGCAACGGCGUGGAGUCCAUGCAUUGUUUUCCUGGCUGGAUCGCCUCUUGUCGGAUGCUCCAGUGCGGACAGUUCCUGUUCUGUUACUGGAUGCCAACGGCCGGACAGGGCUACACAGAGCAGGCCCAGGGCCGUGGCAAGUACUGCCAGGCAAUGAUGCUGCGGUGGGUGCAUGGGGUGCCGAGGUGGAAAACUACAACGGCUCCAAGCUACACGAGUUCAUGUUGCAACAUCAUUUGGCAGCAACCAACACUCACGACAGGCACGGAUGUGGCAAAACGUUUCAUGGCGCCCACCAUGCCUCUCGUAUUGACUAUGUCUUGGUUCCUGCUGGUCUCUUGCCACAUGUCUGCAAAGUUCGAGUUUGGUAUCGGAGUGCCUUUCGCCUGCAGCUGGUUGACAGCCCUGCACUCCGGGACCAUUGCCCAGUGGUUGCUGACUUUCGGUACGAGAUCCACUUUGAUCACAAAGUUUCGGAGCAAAGAUGGGACUUUUCGAAGUUGGCCGCAGCCAUCCAAGGCUCUGAUUGCAAAACGCAAUUCCUUCAAGAAGCCGAACGUGGGUUGCAGCAGGUUCAACUCCAGCAAAAUGGAACAGCUCCACACACUGUGGCUGCUGCCUGGCGACAGCUCAACAAUGUGGUGUGCUCAACAGCGCAGAAGCACUUUCAGCUUGCGCCGCCUGGCCGCGCUCGCAAACCAGCUGAUACAGUUCACGCUGCUGAACAGGCAUUGGCGGCCAGACUGCGCUACCGAGAUGCAGUGCAGAGCUCGCAACAUUCCCCAAGAGACAUUCUGCCACAGCGUUUUUACUGGCGUGUGUGGAUGGCCCAUGUGCGUUUUGUGCAAUUGCAACGGCAAGCAAAACGGCUCUGCCGCCGGGACAAAAGAGCACGUCGCUCUGAGUUGGUGGAACAACUGGCGUCUGCGGCUCGCCGGAGCGAUUUGGCUCUGCAAUGGAAAUUGGCUUACCAGCUGGCUGGGGGCAGCCACGGGCCCAAAAAGCGGCGCUACAACAUGCCGCAGAGGUUCCGCCCUACAGCUUCUGAAUGGGUGGAAGAGUUGGUGCAAUCCGGCCCUGCAGGUGGUUGUUCAGCUCGCACACUCAACGCAUUUUCCACAAGCGAAGUGGUUUCUGGAAUGGAUGUGGGCACAGCCACCUUGGGUUCUUUUGCUGAUUACAAUGGCUCACCAAUGUCCAUCCCUCCGGUGCAAGUUGAGGUCCAUGCUGAAACUUUGGCCAACGAAGAUUUUGCGGGUCUUUGCGCAAGUGUUCGCAGCCUGCGGCGUGGCCGCUCGGUGCCGGAGUGGAGUGCUCCUGCGGAAGUUUGGCGACUCCUUCUAUUUCCUGCAGAGCAUCUCUCCCAGGGGCACACUUUGCCUCCUGGCACGCAUGGCAGUUGUGAAGGGUUGCUGCGCACCUUGCUCUAUUUGGUGCGACGCAAUCAAGAAGUGCCUUGGCUAUGGGAGCAGGCAAUACUGCAACAACGGUCUCUCAACUGGAAAUUGCAGAAAACUGGCCAGAGCCGGGUUAGUGUGCUCUAUGAUGUCAAAAACGCGUUUCCAUCACCAUCGCACGCAAGCUUGGACCUGGCUGUUUGUUCCAAUUGCCGACCUGCGGACGCAAAUUUGCUUUGCUUGCGCCACCGUGCUGCUUUCAUUCUGGUGCGCGACCCUUUCAAACCUGAAUUUACAGUGGUUCAGAUUGGUUGUGGCAACUUGCAAGGUGACCGGGUGGCUCCGUCUCAAUUUUUGGCGGUAUACCACCCUGCUCUGGACGAGUGGAAUGACAGAUGCAGGCGCAUGGAGCAUGGUGGUCAGUUUGUACUUCGGGACCCUGUUUCUGGCUUGCAAGUGGACACAGCGCUCAGCACAUUUGCAGAUGACGUUGCUAGAACUCAUGUGGUUCCUCGCAUUGCUGAUUUUUCACCCACCAUGCAAACCUUGGACUCGCAUUUUGAUGCGUGCUUGGGUCGGCUUCACAUGGGCCAAAACCAUGACAAAAAAGAGCUUUUGGUCCGCCUUAUGGGCAAAGGGGCCCAGCUGGCAAUGCAGCGCAUUUACCACGGACACAUACAAGUUCGUGGCCGCUGCCAAAGAGUGUGCAAAUACUUGGGCAGUCUCCUUCACCAUUCUGGAGCCACAUCCCCUGAAGUCUCCAAUCGCAUUGCUGUGGCCAAGCGAAAUUGGGCAAUCAUGCGCAAGUUUUGGUUCACGCGCGGGGUUGCUGCAUCUCAACGGCGGUUGGUCUUCUUGGCUAUGGUGGUGUCUCCUUUGUACUCAGGUAUUGAAACUCUGCAGACUCAUGAUGGUGACAAUGUCCGACUUGGAAGAGUGCUUGCCGCUCUGGCUCGAAAAUUUUGCCAAGGACGUGCCUGCCUCAAGCCACACGAAGAUGCUCACGGCCACCAUCGCAGCUUGUCAAAUUCGGCUGUGUUUGAACUUUUGCAAAUCUUUCCGCCUGCCUGGGAGCGCCGAGCCCGCCGUCUUCUCUGGUGGCAAAGCAUCGCCCGGCACCCUGGCGACAAUGUGUCGCUACUGGCCACAGUUUUUGGACAAUAUGGCUGGGAAAAUGGGCCGCCUAUUGGGGUGGAUGGGAGAGUCACUGCUCUUGCAAACCCAUGGCUGCGGGAACUGGUGGAAGAUUUGGACAAGUUGGGUGAGCCAAAUUUGGUGGCUGACCAGCCACUGUCGAUUUUUUUCAUCCUUGCAAAGAUUUGUUUGUCAAUCUUCCUAUCAGGACCCUGCUGGUGCGUAAAUACAGAGAGGAGUUGGCAGCGCUUGGACUUGCGCCAGUGGAGAAUGCAGAUGAGGUGGCGCCUGUGGGUCCGGCUCCACUUCGUUGUGACUGGAUUGGUGCAGAUGGGGCACAGUGUGGCUACACCGCGCAAUCCACAACGGCCCUUUCCACACACAGACAUCGCCUUCAUGGUGUGCGCAUCACUGCACGACAAAUUGUGGUUUGCAAUCAGUGCCCGUGGUGUCGUAGGAUCUUUGCUUCCGUUGAGAUUGCCAAACGUCAUGCUCAUGCCCGUGUCAAAAAAGGGCACUGCCCUCGACAAGGGGGGAAUGCUGCUGGCAUGGUGGAGCAAUUGCGUCCCCCUCCAACUUUUCGAUGUCCAGUCUGUCCUCAUGAAGCAGUUGAUUUGGAAACCUUGCAGACACAUGUGGUGGGCCACGUCCCCGCUGGCCAACAUGUUUUGCACCAGUACCUCAUUGCGGCUCAGCAGUAGUUGGAAAGUAGAGACCGAGCCUUCAGCCAUGGACUCUUGGUUCGGCGCCGCCCCCAAUGGUGCAGGUGCUGAACGGCAGGUGCGACCUCGCACCGGCCGAAGCUCCAAGGACAAUGAGCAGCUCUUGACUGCUGAGGGUGCGUAUGCUCAGGCUGCUUCGGCCGCCGGCCAGACAUAUGCGCAGAGAGCUCGCGCUGCGGGAAAGAAUCACACCCUGGGACAGCCGUCUUCGUGGGUAUGGGCUGCUUUGACCCAAGCCGCCUUGAAAGACGAAGCCCUGUCUGAGGAGAAGCGUGCCAUGGUGAAGCAACAUUGUGAUUCUGUCACCGAUCCGGCUGUGCUGAGCGAUCAGGUCCUCUACUGUCGAGUGUCCAAAGUAUAUGACCAGACCAAGGUUCGUCUCCAGAUCUCGGUCGCUCCAGGUGCUCUGAGUGAUGUGCUGACUGUCUUGCAGGAUGGCAUGGAAAAAAGUGGAGGUUUGCGCAAAGAUGGCCCAGUGGAUCACGGCCGACUGAGGUCUUGUUCCAUUGUAAGUGCCUGCUUGUGCCUCGCCGUGGAGCUAGGUUUCACUCAGGCUAAAGGCUGCAAAAGACCAAAGGAGCGCAAAGGUGUUUCGUUGACCGGUCGCUGUGGUGCUCGCAGAAACAAAAAGAUGGCGGGCAAAAGCAGAAGGACAAAGUUCUUUGCACAGCGGCAACAGCUUCCGUGGCCAGCUCCAGCCACUGCAUUGGUGGCAUGCAUUCUAUUCCCCUGCACAGUGGCGCUCAGAGCACUGCAGGCUUGCAUCUCUUCGGGCAUUAUCUCAGUUGUGCAGACGCCCUUGCCGCCGGUGACCUUCCCGUGGAUCGCGUGGCCCAUUUUGAUGAUGAGAGCCUUGUGGUUUAGACACUUGGAGGGUGCGUGGUUCACCUCGGCAGCUGUCACCGGGCGCGCCAUCGCCGCGGCGGCCUUGCUGGGGGUGCUGGACGGCUGCAGCUCGUCCUUGGAUUUCUUCGUGGUACAGGGAUGUGGCAACACCGCCACCAGGCAGGGUAUCGUCCUGGCCAUUCUUCGUGCGCUGGACAUUCCGUUGGCCGCGGGAUUCUCUGCAGUGAUGAUCGCAUAUCAAGCAAAAUUGUCAUAUCCAGCGACAGUUACCAACGCAGUGCUCUUCUCCCUUCCCACUGCUUUCGGCCUUGCCUCGGCCUCGAUCCUCGCCUCCUUCGGCGAAGAUCUCAGCGUCCCCACAGCCUUUUCGACGAAGAGCUGCGGCGAGAAUCUGCUCUUUGCAGCCGUGGCGGCGGCGGCGCUGUGUCGGGCGUUUAGGUGCGCAGCUGGGGCAUUUCUGCUGCAACGUGCUGGCGUGGAGAACUCGGUGGGUGGUCUAUUCUUCGUGGGUGGCUUCAGUGGUUUCUUUGGGUCAAUGCUGGUGCUGCCCAUGAUGUUGGGCCAGAGUCAUUUGGCUUCUUUCAAGGCGGGCAAUUGGAGCGACGUCAUCACACCCUUUCCGGCGUUGCCGGGGUUAGACAAUGGUGAGCUUUGGAGCUUGGAUUUUGCCGUGAUGACAGGUGCCGUUCUCUUCCUGGGUACUGCAGACACCGUUUCAAGACUCGCGGUGCUUCGGCACUCGGACACGCUGACGGCCGCCUCACUGGAUGCGGGGCUGAUGCCCCUGGCCACCCUCAUGGCACGCGCCUGCGGUGCAUCAUUCGGGCUUGGUGCCACCCUACCCACGGAGGCCUUGGCCCUUGUGGUGCUUCUCUUCAGUUUCCUGGUUCAACAUCAGCUGGCUUGGCGCAACUCGGAAGUGUCCAGCCUCGACAGUUUGACGCGUGCGCCGGUGCUACUGGGCCGUGCUGUAUAUGGACCGGAAGGGCGCCGCAAGCUGCGGGAUGUGUGA
This is a messenger RNA of Cladocopium goreaui, 5598 nucleotides long. The record is from the annotation of a GenBank genome assembly. Lineage: Eukaryota; Dinophyceae; Suessiales; Symbiodiniaceae.